ACACCGCGCAUGGUAAAAUAUAGUUUUAACAUAAGGUCUGUUGAGCCAAAGGAUUUCACUAUUUUGAAAUAGCGCUUGAAAUAGUAGUCAGGCAACCAUUUUUUUUUUACAUGGCAUAAUCAGUAUUUUCCAUAAUCAAUUUCAGUGUCUUUCCUUAACUGCAAAGAAAGAAUUGAAUUAUAUGAGCAUCUAGCAACCAUCCCUCACAUUAAUUGUGAAAUAUAUCAGGGCGGUUUUUUAUACUGGAUUCAGGUUGAAGACUUUCUUCAUCUCCCGACGGCAAGCCUCUCAGGAGUACUUUCUGACUACCUAAGCAUUCUUUUUGUAUUGGGGAGUAGGGAGUUGAAAGGAAACGGGGAUUUUAUCUACAUGCAGUGGAAGCUUUCGUAAAAAUACUUAACUGCUUCUUUGGUAGAAAGUAACUAAUUUUCCUUCCUGUUGGUGUUGUGAAGGCAUAAGGACUCAAUGGAAGCCUGAAGUUGGUCUGUGACGCAUAGUAUGUUCCUUCAUCCACAGUAGAAAGAGAUCUCAGUCUUCAGCUUCCAUGAUGUGAAUAGCCUCAUCAUGUGAAAAAGUCUGUAAAACAUUUAAAAAAUUCUGUUUUUGUUUAUUCUUGCUGCAUCUGUGUGCUGUGUACCCCUGAAGGCAAGGACACUUCAUUCUGCCAACCACUGUAUUCUCAGAGUGCUUGGCUUAUAGUAAGCUCUGAAGUGUUUGACAAAUAAAUAUUUACUGAAUGAAUGAAUGAAUGAAUACAACUUCUUAAUUUUUAAUUCCAGAAACAAAAGGAAAGCUCCAAGUUUGUCAGUCAUUGCCAGUGACCCAACCAGAAUGAUUCCUUCACUGGCCUGUGGAGGCAGAAGCAGGGGUCAUUGUUUGUCUGCCUCAUGUCACUGAAUGGCCCCCAGUCUCUGCCAAUAGAUAAGAGAUGUCAACACUUAUCCCGGUAGCUUUCAAAAAUAGCAUAGUUAAUGAAACUGGAAAUUUAGGUGCAUGCUAGAAAGAAAGUAUCUGUCUCCAAUCUUAAGAACAGACUAGCAGCAGAUAACUGCUACCAGCGAGCUCUCCAGUAUUUCUUCACAGCCCGUUCUAAGCAAGCCAGGAAAUCUCAGCAGAAAAGCCUUCCUUCUCCAUAAAGCAUAACUAGGACAUCUCAUUUUCAAUGAGUCAGACACUUGGAUUGGACUUAAUCUUAAACCUCUGGAGUUCAAGACCUUUUAAAAAGGGUUAAAUAAUCUCUACAAGGAAAAGGCCACUGACUCCUACUUCCUCUGUGUAGAGCAACCGUUGAACUCAGCUGCCUGUAGGGCGUGAUUCUCAGUCACCAGACUCAGCUUGGAGAUCUUACCAUGGCAAUCAAGAGACACUGAACGGAGAUGCUACAUAUUCCUCUCUUGCAGCAAAAGGUUUUCGAAGCGUUCGACCAAACCUACAAGAUAAAAGAUCACCAACUCAGGCACCCCCUCCACCAGACAGAAAAGAGAGCUUUCAUAGCUCUUUGAUAACCAGUCACCCAGAAGGUGUCUUUUGAGACCAGUUAGUAACUAACACACAAACUCCCUCCUGUACAGAGGACUUUGCUAACCAAAAACCUCUUCAGGGAACUAUGUAUUCCAAUGAAGACUCCAGACAGACAAUUGUAUAUUCUGAAGAAUCUAACACAACCGUGUCAUAUACACAAAAAAUCACUAAUCCGUUACCAGCAGCUUCCAGCACGGAUCCUACACCAUUCACUAACAUCAACACCCCAGUUCUACAAGAGGGCUACAGGCAAGAUUCUCAAACUCGGAGAAUUUCUACCUUGAAACUAACCCAUAACCAGGAUCUAGGAAGCAGCAGCCCCAUUAAUACUCCACAGUUUUCCAAACCUGUCGAAGUUCCAUCAUUUCUCCAAAGGUCCUGCUCACUGCUCCCUCAUCCAGCGCCUGAGACACACACGGCCUGUCUUUCCAUCCAGAUAGCUCCCCUUUCAGGCCAGGAUCCUCAAAGCCACCAACGGCUACCUGAGCUUCCUCCAGAGACUGCAAAGAUACCUCUUCAGCGAGACAGACAAAAAUCUGCCGUUGCAGUGGCCUCGCAGUCCUCAGACUGCAGGGUGCUUGGAAAUCAGAACUUACCUGCCAGUGUGUUGGAGGUAAAUGCUUCACAGACACACAGACAAACCACACCAGAAGCCUCUCCUCCAUGCCCUCCUUCCAUGGUACCUUUGAACCGAGCCACUUUCUCACCAGGCAGUGUUGCCAGCUCAGCAUCACUUAGCCUUCCACCACCCGAUGGUUUGGGGUCUUCACGCCUGCAUAUGCCCCAGAGCCUUUCCCACUGCCUAUACAAACCCCUGCUCCCAGCUCCCGAAAGCCUUAUCCACAGCCACGACACAGGCUCUCUGACUACAGACUCCUCCCUGGCCGAGCACUCCUCCCGCUCGGAGAGCGAGUCCUCCACAGCCAUGCUAGAGGAGCUGCAGAUUGGUGACUCUGACACCACGGGCCGUUCUGAGACACCCUCCCCCACCUGGGGUCAGAGGUCUGCUGUGACAGAUGGCACCACCUUAACCACCCCUGCGGCCAUUCAUAGCCAGAUAACAGUGAAUGGAAACUCUGGAGGUGCCGUGAGUCCCAUGAGUUACUAUCAGAGGCCGUUUUCCCCCUCGGCGUAUUCUCUGCCAGCCUCACUCAACUCCAGCAUUGUCAUGCAGCACGGCACGUCCCUUGAUUCCGCAGAGACAUAUCCCCAGCAUGCACAGUCUCUGGACGGGACCAGCACCAGCUCUAUCCCACUGUACCGAUCCUCAGAGGAAGAGAAGAGAGUGACGGUCAUCAAAGCCCCGCAUUACCCAGGGAUCGGGCCCGUGGAUGAAUCCGGAAUCCCCACAGCAAUUAGAACGACGGUCGACCGGCCAAAGGACUGGUACAAGACGAUGUUUAAGCAGAUUCACAUGGUGCACAAGCCGGAUGAUGACACAGACAUGUAUAAUACCCCUUACACAUAUAAUGCAGGUCUGUACAACCCACCGUACAGUGCUCAGUCACACCCUGCUGCAAAGACCCAAACCUACAGACCUCUUUCCAAAAGCCACUCCGACAACAGCACACAUGCCUUUAAGGAUGCGUCCUCCCCAGGGCCUCCCCCUCAUGUUCCCCCGCCAGUCCCACCGCCUCGACCAAGGGAUCGGUCUUCAACAGAAAAGCAUGACUGGGAUCCUCCAGACAGAAAAGUGGACACAAGGAAAUUUCGGUCUGAGCCAAGGAGUAUUUUUGAAUAUGAACCUGGCAAGUCAUCAAUCCUGCAGCAUGAAAGACCACCCCCUCUCCCAACAACUCCGACACCUGUUCCAAGGGAACCUGGCCUGAAGCCUCUUUCUGGCUCUGGACUCGGAGGAGUCGCUGCCAGCCCCUCCCCUCCGCCCCGGAGUGGCGCCCCCACGCCAAGCGCGCGCGCCCCGGCUCUGCCUCCCACCCGGACCGAUCGCAUAAAUCCAGAUGACAUAGAUUUAGAAAAUGAGCCCUGGUAUAAAUUCUUUUCAGAACUGGAGUUUGGACGCCCGCCUCCUAAAAAGCCUCUGGACUAUGUUCAAGAUCAUUCUUCUGGUGUUUUCAAUGAGGCCUCCUUGUAUCAGUCCUCCAUAGACAGAAGCCUGGAAAGACCCAUGAGUUCUGCAAGCACGGCCAGUGACUUCAGGAAACGGAGGAAGAGCGAGCCUGCGGUGGGUCCACCACGGGGCCUGGGAGAUCAAAAUGCGAGCAGGACCAGCCCUGGCCGAGCGGACCUCCCGGGAUCAAGCACUACCCUUACAAAGUCUUUCACUAGUUCUUCUCCUUCUUCCCCAUCGAGAGCAAAAGGUGGGGAUGAUAGCAAAAUGUGUCCAUCCCUUUGCAGUUACUCAGGGCUCAACGGCAACCCCCCAAGUGAGUUAGAUUACGGUAGCACUUAUAGACAGCACUUGGACGUCCCUCGGGACUCACCAAGGGCCAUUACUUUCAAGAAUGGCUGGCAAAUGGCCCGGCAAAACGCAGAAAUCUGGAGCAGCACGGAAGAAACCGUUUCUCCCAAAAUCAAAUCCCGUAGCUGUGACGAUCUCCUAAAUGAUGACUGCGAUAGCUUCCCGGACCCGAAAAUUAAGUCGGAAAGCAUGGGCUCCCUGUUAUGUGACGAGGACUCCAAGGAGAGCUGCGCCAUCACCUGGGGGUCCCCCUACAUCCAGGAGGUUCGCGGUAACGGCAGAUCGAGGAUCAGACACCGGUCAGCUCACAACGCCCCGGGGUUCCUGAAAAUGUACAAGAAAAUGCACCGCAUUAACCGCAAGGAUCUGAUGAAUUCCGAGGUGAUCUGCUCCGUGAAGUCCAGGAUCCUGCAGUAUGAGAACGAGCAGCAGCCCAAGGGCCUGGGGCACGCGUGGAGCCAGUCCUCCACGGAGGAGGUGCCCCGCGACAUGGUGCCCACGCGCAUUUCCGAAUUCGAAAAGCUGAUUCAGAAGUCCAAAUCCAUGCCCAACUUAGGGGAUGACACGCUCUCUCCCGUGACCCUGGAACCGCCACAGAACGGCUUAUGUCCCAAGAGGCGAUUCUCCAUCGAGUAUUUGCUGGAGGACGAGGACGAAGGCGGGCGCCCCGCUCAGGCCCCGCGGGGCUGCGCGUCCAGCGCACUGGUGCCCAUUCACAUCGAGGUCACCAGCCACGAGCAGCCCCGGGCCCACGUGGAGUUUUCCGACAGCGACCAGGACGGGGUCGUGUCUGACCACAGCGACUACAUUCACGUGGAGGGGUCAUCGUUCUGCAGCGAGAGCGACUUCGAUCACUUUUCCUUCACCUCCUCUGAAAGCUUCUACGGAUCCAGCCAUCACCACCACCACCACCACCACCACCACCGGCACCUCAUCAGCUCCUGCAAGGGCAGGUGCCCGGCCUCCUACACCCGAUUUACCACGAUGCUGAAACACGAAAGGGCCAGACACGAAAACACGGAGGAGCCCCGCAGGCCGGAGAUGGACCCCGGCCUUUCCAAGCUCGCCUUUCUGGUCAGCCCGGUGCCUUUCCGGAGGAAAAGAAACGCAGCUCCUAAGAAACAGACGGAAAAGGCGCCGUGCAAGGCGUCCGUGAUCGAGGCGCUCGACUGCGCCCUGAAGGACAUCUGUGACCAGAUCAAGGCGGAGAAGACGCGGGGGAGCCUGCCGGGCAACAGCAUCCUGCACCGCCUCAUCAGCGAGCUGCUGCCGGACGUGCCCGAGCGGAACUCGUCCCUGGGCGCGCUGAGGAGGGGCCCCCUGCACCUGCCUCUCCGCCCGCCGCCCCAGGACGGUGCUAUCCACUGCCCACCCUACCACAACGAUGGCGGGAGAACGCCUCACAGUGCCUCUUUCCAGGACGCGGACACAGCCAGCAGCAACCACCACCACCAAGACCGUGGCGGUGCACUCCAAGACCGCGAGUUCCCUAGAAGUUACUCAUCCACUUUGACUGACAUGGGGAGAAGUGCACCAAGGGAAAGAAGAGGAACUCCAGAAAAAGAGAAAUUGCCUGCAAAAGCUGUUUAUGAUUUUAAGGCUCAGACAUCUAAGGAGUUGUCAUUUAAGAAAGGAGAUACUGUCUAUAUUCUCAGGAAAAUUGAUCAAAAUUGGUAUGAGGGAGAACACCAUGGAAGAGUGGGCAUUUUCCCAAUCUCAUACGUAGAGAAACUCACACCUCCUGAGAAAGCACAGCCCGCAAGACCACCCCCGCCAGCCCAGCCUGGAGAGAUCGGAGAAGCUAUAGCCAAAUACAACUUCAACGCAGACACAAACGUGGAGCUGUCACUCAGAAAGGGAGAUAGAGUUAUUCUUCUUAAAAGAGUUGAUCAAAACUGGUACGAAGGUAAAAUCCCAGGAGCCAACAGACAAGGCAUCUUCCCUGUUUCCUAUGUGGAAGUCGUCAAGAAGAACACAAAAGGUGCUGAGGAUUACCCUGACCCUCCAAUACCCUACAGCUAUUCUAGUGAUAGGAUUCACAGCCUGAGCUCAAAUAAGCUGGCUUCCAGUGAACCAGCCCCUCCUCCCACCCACACAGCCUCGCCUGGCUCACUUAAAGGAGCUCUCCGGGGAACUGCCCAGGGCCGGUUGUCCCUGACAGCCUCAUGUCCACCAGCAAACCCUCUGGCCCCAACACCACCUCCUUCCCUGGACGACUUCUUGGAUGAAUUGGAGAAGCUUGGUGCUUUAACCUUGUCAGCUGACCAAGCCGAACCAAACAUCCUAGAGGACCUCAGCCUGGAAAUUAAGGAGGAACCUGCUGUGCCCCUCCCGUUGCCUCCAGCGUCUGCGCCGGCCGAGUCACCUUCCGCUGGCGCGGGUGUGGCCUUGGCUGCAGCCCAGACUUACCAUGCAGAGCCACUUCAGGAUCCCAUAACCACAACUCAAAGCAAGUUUGCAGAUUUGAGAAAAAUGAGAAGGGGCUUUUCAGACCCUAAAAAGGUGCCGGAAGUCCUAGGGGAUAAGUUUGUGGCCUCUGCAUGCACCAGCGUGGGUUCCUUGCCCACACCCCUGCCCGUCAUUGGAGAGGAAGAUGAGGGCAUCUAUGAGGGGAUCGUGUCAGGCAUCCAGAGAAGGCCGCCAGGACCUCAGGAAGGAGAUGCCUGGUGGUGUGGCCACGAUGGGACAGAGGGGACCCCACACCUGCACAUUGAAGAGGAGGAGGAAGAGGAGAAACCUGACUCCUUAGCCACCCCCCCAGAUUCUAGGAUCCCCAAGGAGGACAGCAAUGCAGCAAAAACCAGUAAUGAGCUACCGUCAUUUUCUUCGGGAGACCGAGCAACCACACCCUUCCCCAACCACCUGCUUUCUUCCCCUCCAUCUCAUUCUCUCUUGGCCUCUGUUUCUGACCUGGACUCUACACGUUCUCAGCCCUGCUCACCUCCUCUCCUCCCUACAUAUUCUUAUCCACAGGAGAUCAAUCCACCAAAAUUAAAGGCUGACCUAAAAAGCGAGAUGUGUGUCCUGGGUAAGCCUCCUCGCAGCCCAGUGAUGUCUAAGAGAUCCUGCGGCUCGCCUGUCAGAGGGCUCAGCAGUUCCCACAGGCCACAGCGUCCUGUGUUUACUCAUGAAAAUAUUCAAGGUGGGGGGGAACCGUUUCAGGCUCUGUAUAACUAUACUCCUAGGAACGAAGAUGAGCUGGAACUCAGAGAAAGUGACGUCAUUGAUGUGAUGGAAAAGUGUGAUGAUGGCUGGUUUGUGGGAACCUCAAGAAGAACCAAAUUCUUUGGUACCUUCCCCGGAAACUACGUCAAAAGGCUGUGAAUGACUCUCCCUCCUUAUGCAGGCCGCCUUUCAGCCAUGCACCUGCGUCACCGCGCCUCGGACACCCCGCGGGCCUCCCGUUGUCAUGCCUUAUGGUUUCCAAUGCACUGUCGCCAUCUCCACCUGCCAGCAAACCACCAGCAGAGUCACUGCCGCUGCUGUGAGCCUGGGGGCGACAUGGCAGGCUGGCCUCCCCGUGAAAGUGCGGAUUCCUACUUCCUGCCCUAAGCUUUGACAGUCAGAAUGUGGGAUCAGAAAGAAAAUCAUGAUACUUAAAAAUGGUCAAAUACUUGAGGCAAAAAAAUUAAAAAAGCAUCUCCAGGAGGCUCUCCAGCCUCAUGGCUCUACUUCAACAUCUCUCCCCAGGCGAUGUUCUCCCCCACAAGACAACCAGAAAAUUGUUGAUUGGGAAAUGCUGUGGUUUGCGUUUUCACAUUCUUAGCUUGGCAGUGUAUAUUCUUUUCACAAGUUUGCCUCGUGUCUUGGUUUACACCAUAUGACAACUGUAGCUGUACUUUAGCAAUUGUUUGCCUGCACAUACAUGUUGUAAUAUGCACAGUGAUUACAGCCUUUAAAGCAAGAGGAGCAAAGUUAAUCUGGAUGAGUGCAAUUUUGUUGGUUGAAUGUGAGUUUUCAAAUCGGAAUCCUCUUCUGCAAUUUUUUUUUGGACUUUUUAGAAGUGCAAACAGUAAAUGAAUAAGAGCCUUUGGUAAUAACCAUGACAAUACAAGAGGCUGAGCUAGACUACAGGGGAAAACUAUUGUGUUGUAAAGUUGCAUCGCUAUUUUAUAUUAAAAUGUAACGAUCAGCAUCAUGAACAGUGAGCUCUUAGUGUUUUAUUUAUCUGAAAAAAAUGUAAGUAAAAGCAGUGUUAGUGAGAGGUGCAAAGAAUUAUUCUAACAUAGACACUUGAAAGUAUCUGUAAGCAAUACUAGUAGGUAAGAUUUCACUGUGUGUACACAUAAACAUUUGAGAUUGUAUGACAACAUAUAAUCCAUAUGAUAUGUUGUACAUUUUAUGGAAAUGUAAUAGAAUCUCACACGUUAUUUUAUAGAAAUAGAGUACAGAAGCAUCACAAGUAUUAAGGUUGGUUUUAGCAAGGAUUAUGAUUAAUACAAUUAUUUUUACUAUAAUAAUUAUUUUUCUUCUAUGGAACUCAGAAUCCUGGCUACAUUUGAGGACAGGAAUAUGUUGAGCCUGAUUUUCCUGGUGUGUGUAAAAUAUUUCCUAGGAAUAAAUUAGGCACUUUUUAGGAACAAUGUUAAAUCAUUCAGGUUUUAUUUUCUGCCCUGAAGCAGAAAUUUACAAAAUGAUAUUGGGACCUGAAGGAUUUAAUAUAGUUCACAGUGCCUAAAUUACACAUACUCCGAGAACUAGCUUUGUAUUUCUUAUGACUUUGCAUAAGAACUAUUCAUCUUUGGAUCUUGAGCACCUUAUAGAUAAAACUUUUUAUGGCAUUUCUCCCCUGGACAGUGAUUGAUCUUUUCACAAUGUACGUAGCCUCUAGAAUUUUGUACAUAUGUUUGCUCUUUUUUUGUACAGACUAUUUAGUUGCUGAGAAAACAGGGAAGUUUCCUGAUUUGGUCUUGAUUAGCCUUUCCCUGUCUCACAGAUCACAAGCACCCCUAGAUAGUGUCAUUCUGUCAGACAGCAUUUAUGCAAAAAUCUAUGAAAAGAUCGUAGAAGCCAAACUGAAAUGUACAUAUAUACAGACUGAUUACAAAGGAAUUUCAUUAGGAAGAAGGUAAAGAAACAUCUUUGAGUAGCCUACCUUGAUUUCUGUCAAGUUCACAAUCAGCUUUAUAUUUUAAAGGCUUUGGGUUUGAAAUUAAAUCAAGUGCAUGCAGCUUUGCUGAUAAAUGAAUAAUUAUCUUUGAUGCCAUUUAUGGGAAAAGACUUCAAUAUCUGUUGCCUGUCAUAUUUAAGAAAAAUUACUGUUUCUACUCUCUGUAUCUGAUUUUAAAAGAAAAAAAUAUUCAUACCUGGCUUCCAGGAAUUGACUUUGAAUUCGUACAAGCAAAGGCCAUUGUGUUUUUCUUGAAUAGACAUCUAAUAAAUUUUGCUUGGAAGUAUA
This is a messenger RNA of Sapajus apella (tufted capuchin), 9338 nucleotides long. It is a transcript of the gene SORBS2, whose product is annotated as sorbin and SH3 domain containing 2. Lineage: Eukaryota; Metazoa; Chordata; Mammalia; Primates; Cebidae. Bases 1607 to 7264 code for a protein of 1885 amino acids. Gene Ontology annotation, molecular function: protein binding. Gene Ontology annotation, cellular component: plasma membrane; dendrite; neuronal cell body. The transcript is spliced from 29 exons. Gene Ontology annotation, biological process: Notch signaling pathway. The record is from RefSeq and is a predicted model, not a curated record.